Molecule: messenger RNA, 2416 nt
Organism: Oxyura jamaicensis (ruddy duck)
Lineage: Eukaryota; Metazoa; Chordata; Aves; Anseriformes; Anatidae
Gene: SPSB4
Product: splA/ryanodine receptor domain and SOCS box containing 4
Exons: 3
Coding region: 409-1230 (273 amino acids)
Biological process (GO): intracellular signal transduction; proteasome-mediated ubiquitin-dependent protein catabolic process
Cellular component (GO): SCF ubiquitin ligase complex
Molecular function (GO): protein binding
Source: RefSeq, a predicted model, not a curated record
GGGCUCCCGGGCGGCCCGGCCCGGCCCUGCCGAGCAGAGCCGAGCCCCGGCUCCAACCCUCGGGGCGCCUCCGUGCCGGGGCCGCGGCUCCGGCAGCGCCCGGCCCGGCUGUCCCCGGUCUCCCCCCCCGGCCCCGUCCCUCCCCGCCUCCCGGCGGCGCUUCCCCUUUCCGCGCUCCGCUGCCGCUGUGCCGUGCUGUGCUCGCCGGGCUCGCCCUCCUGCGCCGUGCCCCCGAUGUGUCUGGCGGAACAUUUUUUCUCUGAAAACAUUGCUGCUAAAAAGCUCCAAACAGGAGAAGUAAAUCCAGUCAGCUUGUCAGGUCACUGGCUCAGUGUUAAAGUGCUUUCAUGAGGUAACGUUGGGCCAAAGUCAACUUUUCUUUCUCCUUUGUAAAUCUGCAGCCAAGCAAUGGGCCAGAAAAUCUCAGGGAGCAUAAAGUCUGUGGAUGUGAGGGAGCCCCCUUAUAGACCUGUUAAACGAGAGCUGAGAGGCCCGGAUUUUUGCAAGCCCGCCCGGCUGGACAUGUUGUUGGAUAUGCCCCCUGCCAAGCUGGAGGUCCAAUAUAAACAUGCUUGGAACAAUGAAGAUCGCUCUUUAAAUAUAUUUGUAAAGGAAGACGAUAAACUGACUUUUCACAGGCACCCAGUUGCUCAAAGCACAGAUUGCAUCCGGGGCAAAGUCGGCUACACGAGAGGCCUCCACGUCUGGCAAAUCCACUGGCCCACGAGGCAACGGGGAACUCACGCGGUGGUGGGCGUCUCCACAGCCGAAGCUCCGCUGCACUCGGUGGGGUACACAUCAUUGGUUGGUAGCAACAGUGAAUCGUGGGGCUGGGAUUUGGGACGCAACAAACUCUAUCACAAUUGUAAAAACCAGCCUGGGGUCACGUAUCCAGUCUUUUUGGAACCAGACGAGUCUUUUGUACUCCCAGACUCCUUACUGGUGGUGUUGGAUAUGGAUGAAGGGACGCUCAGCUUCAUGGUAGAUGGACAGUAUCUUGGAGUGGCCUUCAGAGGACUAAAAGGGAAAAAACUUUACCCCAUAGUCAGUGCAGUUUGGGGGCACUGUGAAAUUACAAUGAGAUACAUCAAUGGACUUGACCCGGAACCCCUGCCUUUAAUGGACUUGUGCCGAAGAUCAAUUCGUUUUGCUCUUGGCAGAGACCGCCUGCAUGACAUAGAAAUUCUACCUUUGCCUCUGUCUCUGAAAAAUUAUUUACAAUAUCAAUAAGAUGUCUAGAACCCUCUGGCCUCACAUUGGACUACAUCAAUGCAAAUGGCAGAAAAUUGUUUACAGCAAAAUAUAAAUCUUUGUGAUGGACACUCAAGUGUUAUUUAAUUUUUAAUAUAUAUAUUUUUUCUGAAUCAGUGAAAGCAGAUCACUGCGGGGGACUACUAAAGAAUGUGAAAACAUUGAUUUGAUCAAGAUUCAUGUAUUAUCUGUUGCCUGUUAUGUUUACAGUCAUGAAAGCCAUUAUCUUCAGCUGUCAUGUUGGUUUUUCAUUGGUUUUUCAUUGAUGUCUCUGAUAAAUGCCAAGAGAAAAUCUGACCUGCAAGAUCUCCUGUCAUGCAGAACAGAGCAUUCUUCAAUAAUAUAUAUUUUUUUCUUUUUCUCUCCUAAACCCCACCCCAAUAGAUAUAAUAAGUUAGCAAAGAAAAAUCUCAAUAGUAACUUUUGGAAAAUGCUUAAAUCUGACCUUAAAUCCCCAGAGCUGUGAAGAGCUUUGAGUGCUCUGCACUCAAUAUAAUCAGGCCUAUAAUAUCCCAAAGUUCUGACAUUCAAAAAAAAAUAAAUCUAGGCAGAUUGUCUAGAAGAGUCUGUGAUUUAAAAACAUGAGAGGAAAAACUGGUAUAUGUGUCUGAAAGAUCAACUUUUGGACAUGGUAAGUGAAGUGCAGUCUAUUGUUUUCAAAACCAAAUCUAGUCCCUCCAAAGUUUUGCAGUUUAUAACAAAGUGCUCACUAGCCCAAGAAUUUAGAAUAUUUGUAUUUUAGAAAGCUUGUCACUUUUUUAUUUGAAUAAAUUUAUAAUUUUUAUGUGGUAUGAACUCUAAGUACUUGGUUCUCUUUUUAAUGUAUGUGUGGCUAUAAUGUUUAUUUAUCUGUUUAGAGUCUGUGGAGUUCUCAUUUAACUGUUACCCAUCUUGGGGUUACUGAUUUUGUUGUUUUUUUUUCCCCAUCUCCACCUGAAAUGUAUUAAUUUUUCAGGCUCAUCCUGUUUUUAAGAUGCUGCUUUCUUAUUUGCAUUUCUUACGUUUCAAGUUAUCUGCCCAACCAGUUAUCUAGUUUUUAAACUGGAAGUUGUUGUUAUGGCAGGAUGUCAGAUGUUUAGACUGAGCUGCCUUCAGCAUAUUUUAAUGUGAAUUUACUGAUGAAUGAGGAGAAAAUUUCUAAUAAAGUCUACUGUCCAAAAUAAAA